CCCCGGAUCUACCGGAGAAAUAAUUGUUACCAUCAUCGCUUCUUUAUUUCCUCCGCGCGCAGUCCUUCGAGCCAGCACGUCCGUUGCUCUCAUUAGCGUUUUAUCUCGCAUUUCAAGUCAUACAAUCGCCGUCAUCAUGUCGGACAGCGCAGGCAAUAAGGGCGAUCCGGUAGUCACUACGCCGGCUCCUAUCACUGGUCUCUCCCAGCCACUUGCUGUCCCCGGUCUAUCAUCGGAAUCCACAGAGGCUUUGAAUACCACUUCUCGCCUGGACAGUACAAGCGAUGAGACUCAGGAACCCAGUUUGACGGACGGCAAAUCAGCAGAUGUCGCCGAAUCCCCCGCACAAGCACGUGCUUGCCAGCAGAAUCCCAGCGACGCUCCAUCAGCCAGCGCAUCGGCUGGCCAUCACGGCGAGCCGAAAUCCCCAGUAGCCGCUGGCGAGGCUUCGCCUCAGGAUCUGAAGGAAGAGGCAGACUCGGGACCACACCUGGUCAUCACUUUGCUAUUAAUUACUGGCUCGCGACACCCCUUCAAGAUCGAUGCCACAUAUCUCAAGAAGCAAGCGGUUAAUGUUGAGAAUUAUGAUCCGUUCGCCAUGAGCGUAUACACGCUGAAGGAGCUGAUAUGGAGAGAGUGGCGACAGGACUGGGAGACACGGCCGUCUUCUCCAAGCUCCAUCCGACUGAUCUCCUUCGGAAAGCUCCUGGAUGACAAAUCCCCACUAUCAGACUGCCGGUUCAACCGAGAUGCUCCCAAUGUGGUGCACAUGACAGUCAAGCCCCAGGAGAUCGUGGACGAGGAUGAUGCGAAGGGGGCCAAGGCCCAGUACAGUCGUGAACGGGAAUCCAGCGAGCGUAGCCCUGGAUGCCGCUGCAUCAUUCAAUGAGCACAGACCUUGAAGUUGGUAUCUGCAGAGAUCAUAGGCUAUGAAGACCGCUACCCUACGGGAAUAGACUUUCCCGGGU
This is a messenger RNA of Aspergillus saccharolyticus JOP 1030-1, 968 nucleotides long. RefSeq lists its product as uncharacterized. Lineage: Eukaryota; Fungi; Ascomycota; Eurotiomycetes; Eurotiales; Aspergillaceae. The transcript has 3 exons. The coding region runs from base 137 to 889 and encodes 250 amino acids. The record is from RefSeq and is a predicted model, not a curated record.